This is a messenger RNA of Monomorium pharaonis (pharaoh ant), 970 nucleotides long. RefSeq names its product signal peptidase complex subunit 3 (gene Spase22-23). NCBI's taxonomy places the organism in Eukaryota, Metazoa, Arthropoda, Insecta, Hymenoptera, Formicidae. Gene Ontology annotation, biological process: protein targeting to ER. The coding region runs from base 321 to 860 and encodes 179 amino acids. The transcript is spliced from 5 exons. Gene Ontology annotation, cellular component: signal peptidase complex; membrane. The record is from RefSeq and is a predicted model, not a curated record.
UUUUUAGAAUUCGAUGCGUUCUUAAAUUCAUCGAAAAAAAUUGUUUUAAUCAUUCGUCAGUGCGCUUUGUUUCUCUCUCGCAAACGUGAGCAUAUCUGAGCACAUCACCAUCAUCGUUUGGCGACGAACGACGUAUGGAUUCAUUUACGAACGUAAACCGGUGACUGUCACGUUGCGAGCCUGCUGACGUUGAAAGGUUCCGAUCGGGGAAACAAUGCGCGUUGGUUAGAAUUUCGUUGAUCCCGCACAGCUGUAUCGAUUAAGGCAUUUUAAUUUAAUAGAAACACCACGAUUAUCGAGGGAUUAUUAACGGCGCGAUAAUGCACACUUUUCUAACACGAGGAAAUGCUAUCUUGGCGUAUACGUUGAGUGUAUCGGCUUUCCUCACAUUUUGCUGUUUUCUCUCAACAGUAUUUAUCGAUUACAGAGCGAACGCAGCAUUAAAUACGGUUAAAGUUGUUGUAAAGAAUGUGCCAGAUUACAGUGCAUCGAGAGAAAAAAAUGAUUUGGGUUACUUAACUUUUGAUCUACAAACUGAUCUCACUCCAUUGUUUAACUGGAACGUUAAGCAAUUGUUUUUAUACCUCACAGCAGAAUAUCAGACAGAAAAUAAUGUAUUUAAUCAGGUAGUACUAUGGGACAAAAUAGUUCUUCGUGGAGAUAAUGCUGUACUCGAUUUCAAGAAUAUGAACACAAAAUAUUAUUUUUGGGAUGAUGGCAAAGGCCUCAGGGGAAAUAAGAAUGUAACAUUAACGUUGUCCUGGAACAUUAUUCCAAACGCUGGAUUGUUACCUAGUGUUAAUGCUCUUGGUUCUCAUACUUUCGCAUUCCCGUCUGAAUACACAACAUUGCGCGUAUAACGUAUAUUCAAAUGUAUACGUAUUAUGAUUGUGUACUAUAAUAUGAUUUUGUAAGACUUAUUUAAAUUGCAUAAAAUUCGUGUACAAUAAACAAUGUUUAUUUCUUCAUG